AGUACUAGCUUACUGAAACGUCACUAACAGCCCCAACCUCUUUCGAUAAUUACCAUAAUAUGCGGAAUGCACGGGGAGUUUGUUACCGGGGUGAUUAACCGGGUCAAGUGUCAGUAUAAGUGCUUGUUAAUAUUAUGGUUGGUUAAUCGUGUGUUUUCAAAAACGAAAGGACAUAACAGCUAUUUAUAUUGCGCAAAAUAAUACAACAUGGUGUUUGAAAGCCACGUUGUUAGUAUUUUGAACAAUGUUCUUGGUCAAUAUGUCGAAAAUUUGGACUCAUCUCAGUUUCAAAUGAGUAUUUGGGGAGGCGAUGUAAAGCUCGAAAAUCUUGUUUUUAAGGAAAAUGCUUUGGAUGUACUUAACUUGCCAUUGAAGAUUGUUCGGGGACAUUUGGGCAAGCUUGUUUUGAAAAUCCCGUGGAAGAACUUAUAUUCUGAGCCUGUUGUUGCAAGAGUUGAUGAAGUCUACAUUCUUGCAAGACCAAACACUCAUAUGAAAUAUGAUGCUGAGAAGGAAGAAAAGCUUGUUCAGGAAAGAAAGCAAAAUGAGCUCACUGCUAUAGAAGAUGCAAUAAGAUAUGCUGAGGAGGCCAAAAAAAAAACUAAAGAUGACCACGAAAAAAAUUUAAGUUUUACUGAAAAACUAGCCUUGCAUAUUGUGAAAAAUAUUCAGGUGUUUGUGAGCAAUAUCCAUGUCAGAUAUGAAGAUAUGGUUUCGAGUGAGGAUAAUACCUUCUCCCUUGGUGUAACUCUUGAAAAUCUUACAGCUCAGUCAGUAAAUGAUGAAUGGAAACCUGAUAUGGUUGAUCCUAAACAAAGUUUGGUGAACAAGCUUGUAAAAAUGAAUAAUUUAUCAGUAUAUAUUAAUACUGGUGAUGUUAUUGGAAAAGCACCAAGUAUGGAUGAAUGGCUGAACAUGGCCAAGGCUGGAAUUGCAACUGGUAAAUUUGGCAUCAAUCGACCUGAGAAUUAUACUUAUGUCAUUGAGCCACUUUCAUCUGAUACCAAGGCAAAAUUAAACACAAGUUCUAUUCCCGACAUCAACAUUCCUAAGGUGUUUGUUGAAAUCAUUAUGGAAGAGCUUCAUGUACAACUAGCAAAACAUCAAUUCAAAAACGUCAUGAGAUUGGUUGAAAACAUGGACAGAUUGAAGACAAACUGCCAAUAUCGAAAAUAUAGACCAUCAGUUAGUGUGAAAGAAAAUAAAAGAGCUUGGUGGAACUAUGCAAUCAUGGCUAUUUUAGAGGAAGAUAUCAAGAGACGAUCAAAAAAUUGGUCAUGGGAAUACAUCGUCGAACACAGAAUGAACUGUCAUAAAUACAUGAAUCUAUAUAAAAAGAAACUGUCCCGUAAGACGAUUUGUGAAAACACUCAGAAGGAAAUCGAUCACUACGAGAAAAUAUUAGAUGUGUUGAACAUAACCAUUUGGCGCAGGCAAGCUGAGAUAGAGACAAAAAAAGAAGGUAAAAAUUAUGAGCUCAACGAACAAAGAAAAAAAAGCGAAGGUGGUUGGUUUUCAGGCUUGUUUCGAAAAAAGUCGGACUCAAAAUCAGCUUUAGGAUUGACACUCGAGGAAGAGAAAGCAGAGGAGAAAAAGUUAUAUUCUGCUAUUGGUUACAGUGAAAAUGAAGCACCAGACAAGUUGCCUCCAGAGUAUGUUGCAUACAAACUGAAAUUCAGCCAACAAAGAAUACAUAUUCAACUUUGCAAUGAUUCAUUGAAGCCAGAAAUUUGCGUAUCGAACGUCACGCUUACGAAUCUUUUCAUGGAACUUGGCUAUAGACCCGGUUCACUGGCUGUGAGUGUUGUUGGAAAACUUGAAAAGAUGAAUGUUCAUGGUUGCUCUGUGGCAAAGCAAGCUGCUCCAGAGAUAAUAAGAUCACUGCCAGGACACUCUGAUAUAAAGGAUUACGUUUACGCUUCGUUUGAAACGAAUCCUCUUGAUGGAAAAGCAGAUCAGAGACUUCGAUUAAAAGUUCAGCCAAUAGAAAUCCUUUAUGAUGCGGAAACAAUUGAAAGUUUGAUGAAUUUUUUCACACUUCCAGAAGAUGUUCAACUUGCAGAAAUCUCGGCUGCUGCGUAUUCACAAAUAAACGGGAUACGAAAUCAGUCUCGUGCAAAUCUUUCAUACGCCAUUGAAACUCGUACGCUUCUUGAUAUUGACAUAUUCAUUCAUUCGCCGUAUAUUGUCAUAGCAGAGAAAGGAAUUUUAACAGACAAUUCUGCAAUAUUGGUUGUUGACCUUGGCAGUCUUAAAGUGAGCACAGAUCCAUCUCAAGAACGUUUAACUAACACUAAGUCGUUGAGUCCUGAGGAACUUGAAACUAGAGUCUACGAUCGCUUUGAUAUUGAGCUCAAUAAUCUUCAAGUAAUCUAUGCAAAGCCAGGUGAAAAUUGGAAAGAAAUACGUUAUGAAAACCAUUCAUCCAUGCACGUCUUGAAUCCAUUUGCAAUAAACAUUCAGUUGUUUAAAUGUCUUGCACCUGAAGAUGUUCGUUUGACUCAAAUACGUUUUAAUGGUCUUCUUUCGAUGGUGAAAAUUGACGUCACAGACAAAAGACUCGACGAAUUAUUGAAGUUGGCGUUAUCCAUUCCUAUUCCUGGAAGUACUCAAAAAUCCCCUGCUGCAAGUACACCCCAGGAGACUAUCGUACGCGAAGUUCAGCCAGCAGCAAAGGUGUCCACUUUAAACGCUGUCAUUGAAACAGACAUCAAAGCAGAAGUAUCCGAAGAGACUUUUGGAACACCUCCCGAAUUUCCUGAUCAGUACAUGGAGGAUUUGGCCCGCUUGGCUAGUGAAGAAAGAGAAGCGAUGAUGCUGGCAAAAUCUGAGCAAAUUAACGUUUCCUUGAAGUUUGAAAUUGUUCAGAUUAACGUCACAUUGUUAAAAAAAGACCAGUUUGGAAUUGAGUCUCCUUUGCUUGAAGUAGAUCUAUUAAGGCUUGGAUCCCAAGUGUCUAUUAGACAAUAUGAUCUCUCUGUCCUUGCUAACGUAGGUGCUGUAACGGUUAAGGAGAUGGUGCAUGGGAUAGAUGGGGAAGCUUUGGAGCUUGUGAGUACUCCGGCAGAUGCUGAUAUUCUCAAUGUGAAGUAUAUCGAGGCUGGCAAAAAUCAUCCACGUUUUAAAGAUGAUUUUAAUUCGACUCUAAAAAAUAUAGAUGUUCAAUUGUCCCAUCUUAAGGUGGUGUUGCAUCAAGAGGCUCUUUUAAAUAUUAUGGCGUUUGUCAACAGUAUUUUGCCUGCAAGCGAAGAGGAAAUCAAGAUUGAACAAGUAGAGCAGUUGGGAACAACUGAAAGCAAUGUAGGUGUUGAUGAAAAGACUGGAGCUCAAGAAAAAGGAUUGAUUGUGAAAAAAGCUAGCGAAGAUGAAGUUGUUCAGUUAAAAGUUCAUGCAUAUCUAGGAUUCUUUUCCGUUUUAAUAAGUUCAGUGAAAGGUGACCUUGGCCAACUCCAAAUGAAACAACUAGAAGCUGGAAUGCUCAUGUUGACGGACAGAAUUGAAGUUACAGCAAGAAUGAAAGAUUUCUCCGUAACCGAUGGUGUUAUGGAUGUUUUGUAUCCUAAGAUUGUUUCAAUUGUUAACGAAGAAGUUUUUUACGUUAAAGUUGUGGUAUUUAACAAUGCUACGAAUGGAGAUAAUUAUGCGAAUAUGGAGAAAGUUGACACACAGUUUUUAAUGAAUGUUGGGAGAAUUCGUGUGGUCUUUUUGUAUGGUUUUAUUCGCAAAUUAUUGAAUUUCUUAAGUAACUUCAAUCAAGCGCAGGAAGCAAUUCAAAAUGCUGGCAGUGCUGCAGCUCAAACUGCAACACAAUCGUUACAAGAAUAUAACAAGAAUUCUCCACGAAUUAAACUGGACAUCUCUAUCCAAGCUCCAUUUGUAAUCAUCCCAGUAAGCAGUUGUUCAGAUCGCGCUCUCGUUGUUAAUUUUGGUAAUCUGGAAGUACAUAAUAAUUUCGAGAUCGUUAAAGGAGAUAUGGAUAAGGAAAUCGUUGUCGUUGAUAAAAUGAAUGUUUCAUUUACUUCUCUUCAACUCUCUGUUGCCAUUAUAUCUGAAGAUGAAACAGUUGCCGCUCAAAGAACAAUCGUUCAACCAAUGUCUAUGGUUGUGACACUUCUCCGUAGUCUUUCUUCCUGGUAUCACGAUAUCCCGGAUGUUGACGUCACAGCCAAACUUCAUGCUUUUAAAAUUGAUAUCGGAACAGAUGACGUGAGGACUAUACUGGAUAUUACAUCACAAAACUUAACGGAAGGAUCUGAUCUGAUUGAUUUUGUAGACGACACGGAUUCAAGUUCUGUAUCAUCUUUGUCAGUUUUUAAUGAUCCAGAUGUGGUUGUAGUUUUGAAUGAAGAUGACAAAACAUGGGUUUCUGUGAAAUUUCAGUUCAAUAUUGAAAAAAUUACAACAAGAUAUUAUCAAAAUAUUCAGCCUCUGGUCUUAGGCAACGUUUCAACAUUGGAUCAUGCAAAGGACGAUAUUAUUGGUUCUUCGUCAUUAGAUUAUCUGAACGUGAUUGGUUCGUUGCUUACUAAUGGAGCAAUGGAAACGUCAGUUGUUAUAAGGAUGAUAACAUUGAAGGAUAAAAGAUCCGCUCAUGAGAAAGGAGUUACAACGAUGAUAGAAAGACGAUAUGAUGAAAAGGACGAGCAGUCUAACGAAUUAAAUAUGAUCGAUGUGAAGUUUACACAGACGAAGGAAUUAGAAAAGAAAGUCAACAUUCUUGUGAACAGCAUUUCGAUUAUUGUGAACGUCGAAUUUUUAUUGGUUCUUUCGCGUGUGUUUACUGACUCGUUUGAUGAAAAUGCUCAUAAAGACGUAGAGAGCAAAGCUAUUGCUGAGGCAAAAAUCCUAUCGACAGAGCUUGCUAGCCCGUCAACAGGGACACCAAAUGUCGUUAAUAAUAGCUCAUCGCUUGAAGUAAAGUUACUUGUUAAAAAACCAGAGAUCUAUUUCUUGGCUGAUGCGAAAUUGGCUAAUACCAACACUCUCAUUAUGAAGAACAAUUUGGAUGUCACUUUAACAACUGUGGAUAAGAAAAUUUGGUUUCAGACCAACUUGCAAGAUAUUCAUGUUGUAACCGCUUCUUUUGAGAAAAGUCGCCGUGAUAUUUCUCAAGCUGAUGUGCUUAGAAUGAAACAUGUUAACUUGAUUUUCAACUCUUCGAGCAUUGGAUCUUCGAGUGUUGGUAUUAACGCUUCUACAGCAUAUCUCAACAUAUCUCCAGCUUUUGUUGGCAUUGCAUCAGCUGUUGUAUCAUCAAUUUCUCCUUCUAAAGCGGAGGACGGCGAGGGAGCUGGUGACGAUGUUCCAAAUUUAUUUAAAACAACCGAUAUAGAUUACUCGAGAAAAUGGUACCUAAAACCUGUUGCCAGAGGGCAACUAGUGCCAGGCAGUCGUGUAUUUGCUCGAGCUCCUGACGCCAUAAGCUACUCCCCAGGACUUUUAACGAGUAUGGACAAGAGAAUGUCUGUUAUCAUGGAUGAUGCUUCCACCACGUGGUCAUAUGACGUAAAUGACGUUAGAGGGGUAGUUCUUGACCAAACACCGCUGAUCAAAGAGAUUGCUGUCAAUCAGUUAGUUAUCGCGUUGAUUAAAGAAGGGGAACCGAUGAAAGUAGGUGUGGUUACAAAAGUCAUUCAAGACCAAGAAGAACCAACUAUUUUCAUAAGAUUUUCUGCCGAGCAAGAAGAAGAAAAACCUCUUGAUCUUGUCCGAUUGAUAAAAAAUGUGAACAUUGGAGGCCUUCGCAACCAGCUUGUCGUCUCUAGUUCGGUUUGGGCUCGGCUAUCUGAUAAUCAAAUUUAUGCUCCAGGCUUCAUCUCCAAAAAAGAUUGGCGUUAUCAAGUAAAGUUUACCAAUGGGACGUAUGUUUACCAUUUUAUCAACGAUCCCUUGGGUGUAGCUCGCGAUCGCGUGCCACGUCGUGAGAACUUGAAAGUUGGUUGUGACGUAAUAGCUCCGAUCCCAAGCAAACCGUUAAUGCAAUCAGGUCGCGUGAAAAGAGUCACGAUUGGUGGCUGUGAAAUUCAGUUCGAUAACGGUGCCUUACAUGAAGUAUCCUUCUACGAUCUAAGGUUGAUGAGAGUCCCUAAGAAAGAAGGGAAUCGUCUUACUUUACGAACAUUAUUGUGGGCAAAAUAUUCCGAUGAUUUCUACUAUCGUGGUUACAUUGAUGAUAUUGAUAACAAAAUUCAUGUGCGUUUUUUACGCAAAGGAUGAUCAAAUUUCCUUUGCUCUUAAUGAUCACGUGGGGAAUUGUACGUGACGUCAUACCCAGAGAAGUCACGAUCGGGGACUGUGUUGUUGUUAUCAAAGGGACUUAUGGUAUACUAGGCGUGGUUACCAAGGUUGAAUCGUUAGAAACAGACCCGGUUUACUUGAUUGAGACUGAUGGUAGUGAAAUGUGGGCUCCACUCAAGGACGUUCGUCGUUUAA
Molecule: messenger RNA, 6432 nt
Organism: Xenia sp. Carnegie-2017
Lineage: Eukaryota; Metazoa; Cnidaria; Anthozoa; Malacalcyonacea; Xeniidae
Product: vacuolar protein sorting-associated protein 13A-like
Exons: 52
Coding region: 208-6216 (2002 amino acids)
Biological process (GO): protein retention in Golgi apparatus; protein targeting to vacuole
Cellular component (GO): extrinsic component of membrane
Source: RefSeq, a predicted model, not a curated record